Messenger RNA from Candidozyma auris, 2031 nucleotides. It is a transcript of the gene TKL1, whose product is annotated as transketolase TKL1. The record is from RefSeq and is a predicted model, not a curated record. The transcript has a single exon. Gene Ontology annotation, cellular component: cytosol. The coding region runs from base 1 to 2031 and encodes 676 amino acids. Gene Ontology annotation, biological process: pentose-phosphate shunt. Gene Ontology annotation, molecular function: transketolase activity. NCBI's taxonomy places the organism in Eukaryota, Fungi, Ascomycota, Pichiomycetes, Serinales, Metschnikowiaceae.
AUGACUGACAUUGACCAAUUGUGUAUCUCCACUAUCCGUCUUCUCGCCGUGGACGCCGUGUCCAAGGCCAACUCGGGCCACCCCGGUGCUCCCUUGGGCAUGGCUCCUGUGGCCCACGCUUUGUGGCAGCAAAUGAAGUUCGACCCUAAGAACCCCCACUGGGUCAACAGAGACAGAUUUGUCUUGUCCAACGGUCACGCUUGUGCUUUGCUCUACUCCUUGUUGCACUUGUACGGCUUUGACAUGUCCAUUGACGACUUGAAGCAGUUCAGACAGUUGAACUCCAAGACCCCAGGCCACCCAGAGACCCACGAGGUGCCUGGUGUCGAGGUCACCACUGGUCCCUUGGGUCAGGGUAUCUCCAACGCUGUUGGUUUGGCUAUUGCACAGAAACAGUUUGCUGCCACCUACAACAAGGAUGACAUCUCCCUCUCCGACUCAUACACGUACGUGUUCUUGGGUGACGGAUGUCUCCAAGAAGGUGUCGCCUCUGAGGCCUCCUCUCUUGCUGGCCACUUGCAAUUGAACAACUUGAUUGCUUUCUGGGACGACAACCACAUCUCCAUUGACGGUAACACCAACUGUGCUUUCACCGAGGACGUGACUGCUAGAUACAAGGCUUACGGCUGGCACAUCAUUGAAAUUCCUCACGGUGACACCGACUUGGCUGCUGUGAAGGCCGCCAUCGAAGAGGCCAAGAAGGUUGACAAGCCAACUUUGGUGAGAUUAACUACCACAAUUGGUUUCGGCUCCUUGCAAGCCGGUACUCACUCUGUCCACGGUUCUCCAUUGAAGCCUGAUGAUGUCAAGCAGUUGAAGGAGAAGAUGGGCUUUGACCCAGAGAAGUCCUUCGUCGUUCCUCAAGAGGUCUACGACCACUACAACAAGCACGUUGCUGAAAACCAGAAGGUCUACAGGGACUGGCAGGCCAAGCUCGAGAGCUACAAGCAGAAGUACCCUAAGGAGGGUGCUGAGGUCCAGAGAAGAUUGGACCACGUCUUGCCUGAAGGUUGGGCUGACGCUUUGCCAACUUACAAGCCUGACGACAAGCCAUUGGCCACUAGAAAGUUGUCUGAGAACGUUUUGAACGCUAUCUUGCCUGUUAUUCCCGAGCUCAUUGGUGGUUCCGCCGACUUGACUGGCUCCAACUUGACCAGAGGUAAGGACUCUGUCGACUUCCAGCCUCCAAACACCGGCUUGGGUAACUACGCUGGCCGUUACAUUAGAUACGGUGUCAGAGAGCACGGUAUGGGUGCCAUCAUGAACGGUAUUGCUGCUUUCGGUGCUAACUACAAGAAUUACGGUGGUACUUUCUUGAACUUCGUUUCCUACGCUGCUGGUGCCGUGAGAUUGGCUGCCUUGUCUCACCUUCCAGUCACUUGGGUUGCCACCCACGACUCCAUCGGUUUGGGUGAGGACGGCCCAACUCAUCAGCCUAUCGAGACCUUGGCCUGGUUGAGGGCCACUCCAAACAUCUCUGUCUGGAGACCAGCUGACGGUAAUGAGGUGUCUGCUGCUUACAAGAGCGCCAUUGAGUCUACCUCUACUCCUCACGUUUUGGCUUUGACCAGACAGAACUUGCCUCAGUUGGAGGGCUCCUCGAUUGAAAAGGCUUCCAAGGGUGCUUACACUAUUUACCCAGUCGACAAGCCAGACUUAAUCAUUGUCUCUUCUGGUUCUGAGGUUUCGAUCUCCAUCGACGCCGCUAAGAAGUUGGCUGAUGCUAACAUCAAGACCGCUGUUGUCUCUGUUGCUGACUUCCACACUUUUGACCAGCAACCAAGAGACUACCAGUUGUCUGUGUUGCCAGACGGUGUUCCAAUCAUGUCCGUUGAGGUCUUGUCUAGCUUCGGCUGGUCCAAGUACUCUCACGAGCAGUUUGGUUUGAACAGAUUCGGUGCCUCAGGUAAGGCCGACGACCUCUACAAGUUCUUUGAGUUCACCCCAGAGGGUAUUGCCGACAGAGGUGCUAAGACUGUUCAGUUCUACAAGGGCAAGCCACUUCUCUCCCCAUUGAACCGUGCUUUCUAA